AUGGCUUCAAUAGACAGAAGAGAUGUAAAUCUGUUGAUAGGAAUGAAAUGGGACUUCUUUCAUGUCCUAGCAGAUGGAUUAUCCAGAGGGAUCAUGGUGUUAUGGAAGAAAAAUAUGGCUUCAUUCAAAGUACAAGAAUCUUCUUCUCAAUUUGUGGUUGGGGAGUUGGAGGUAGUCAAUAAAGGGAAGUGGAAGAUUGGAACAAUAUAUGUAAGUAGGGACACUUAUAGUAGAAGUUCUCUUUGGGGAAGGUUGGAGUAUCAUGUGUCUAAGGAAGUCCCUAUGAUAGUGGGUGGAAAUUUUAAUUAUUUGCUAUCAAGGGAGGAGAAGAAGGGAGGAAGGGACUUUGUUUAUUCUCUUGGUAAUAAGCAGAUGAAGUCCUUUAUCACAUGUAUUGAUUUACAUGAAGUGGAGAGCAUUGGUCCUAAGUUCACAUGGUGUAAUAACAAAAAGGGAGCUGAAAGGAUACUAGAGAAGUUGGAUAGUUGCCUUCUCAAUUCUGUGGCGAUGAACCUAUCCCAAUGGAUGGUGGUAAGGCAUCUAGCAAGGAUAGCAUCAGAUCAUUAUCCAAUAUUGUUGAACUUAUUGGAGUUUAAUAAGAUAAGUAAGAAACAGAUAAAGUUUGAAGAGGUGUGGGCUUCAUGUCCAACCUCUGUAACCGUUGCUAAGAAGGCAUGGUGGAGAAAAGUUUGUUGUAGUCUUCCUCAUAUUUUGAAUCAAAAGAUGAAUAGAGCAUUAAAAGCAUUAUUUAAUUGGAGUAAAGCCAAGUAUAAGGAGCUAAAUCAGUUGAAAGAUGAGUUAAAGAAACAAAUCCUGGAAUUGCAAACUAAAGAUGCUGUAAUCGGGUUUCUAAAUGAAGAGGAAGCUUGGCUACUCAAGUGGAGGCAGCGAGCCAAAGUGAAAUGGAUAAAGGAAGGGGACUCAAACACUAGAUUUUUUCAUGCUUAUGCCAGUGCAAGGAGGAAUAUAAAUUUUAUUCACAAAAUCAAGGAUGAAAAUGGUUUGAUCAUGGAAGAUCAGAUUAAGGUGGAGAAUGUUCUCAACAACUACUUCAAUGAAAAGUGGAAAGAAAGGGAGUGUUCCUUAUUGGGAUGGCCCAAACAGUGGAAGACAUUAAGCAUAGAAGACUCCUUGGUGCUUAGCAUAGAGUUUACAAUUGAAGACAUGGAAAAGGUGAUCCAAGAGUUGGGUCCAAACAAUGCACCGGGCAAAAAUGGGAUUUCUUAUUCCUUCCUCAAGGCAUAA
Molecule: messenger RNA, 1245 nt
Organism: Dendrobium catenatum
Lineage: Eukaryota; Viridiplantae; Streptophyta; Magnoliopsida; Asparagales; Orchidaceae
Exons: 2
Coding region: 1-1245 (414 amino acids)
Source: RefSeq, a predicted model, not a curated record